CUGUUAUUUCUACGCCACCUCAGGAUGUUCAGAAUUUCACAGGCAAUGAUGUCAUUUUUGGCUGUGAGGUGUCAGCCUAUCCUAUGCCACACCUUGAAUGGAAAAAAAAGGGGAGUAAGAUGUUCCUGCCAGGAGAUGAUGCCCACAUCUCAGUACAGGCAAGAGGUGGGCCUCAGAAGUUUGGUGUGACAGGCUGGCUGCAGAUUCAAGGCCUCAAAAAAUCAGAUGAAGGAGUUUACAUCUGCCACACCAAAAAUAAGUAUGGCGCAACAUACGCCUCUGCAAGAUUGAAAGUCAUCGAUGGCUCAUCUGCAUUUGCAUUUACUGCUGGCAGUAGAAGUGCAAGCUACAGCAUUGAAUAUGGAGAUUAUUAUGACCAGUCUGAUGAUGAAGAUGAGGAAGAAUAUGAAUCUGGGGACUACGAAAAUUGAAACCACUCUGAAGAAUAAUUUUUACACAUCCGUUGUCCAAUACCUUUCACACUCUGCUACAUUUACUAGUAGUCUCUGUGCUGUAAAUGGCUCCUCUGGUAACACACGUAUUCACUUGUGUAUCUGCCUUCCUGGAAUUCAACUUUGGCUGAAGUGCAUCAUGCUACUUACCAGAAAUAAGAGCAGUUGUAAAUCCAUACAUUUAGACUGUUAAAUAAAAUUCUUA
Molecule: messenger RNA, 657 nt
Organism: Mesitornis unicolor (brown roatelo)
Lineage: Eukaryota; Metazoa; Chordata; Aves; Mesitornithiformes; Mesitornithidae
Product: kazal-type serine protease inhibitor domain-containing protein 1-like
Exons: 3
Coding region: 84-431 (115 amino acids)
Biological process (GO): regulation of signal transduction; regulation of cell growth
Cellular component (GO): extracellular region
Molecular function (GO): insulin-like growth factor binding
Source: RefSeq, a predicted model, not a curated record